ACAGUUUCGUACAGAGUGUUCCAGGUCAUUGAUCUAGAAACUUUUGAAAAUUGUAAUUCAAUUCACCGCACAAAGACAGAAGAAGAUGGACGGACUGGAUCUGUGGAAAGUGUAGUUUUAAGUUCAUGGCUAUUGAUCAAUUGAUCCCAUACAAGGACCCCCCAAAAAAUUGAAGCAGAUUUGUAGGACCAUGUCUUAAUAUCGAUUACCUGGACAGUGGUUUAACCAAGCGGAUAUUUACACGAAUUUAGACAUGGCAGCGUCGAAAACAAUUUUUGUGGUCGCGUUUAUUUUGUGUGCAUUCGUGUUUGGGAACGGACAGCAAGCGUUUCACCCACAUGAAAAAUGUCAACUUAUUUCGAUUCCUUUAUGUAAGGACUUGCCGUACAAUUGGACAAUUAUGCCGAAUCUCUUAAACCAUCAGAAACAAGAGGACGCCGGAUUAGAGGUGCACCAGUUCUUUCCCCUUGUGAAGGUUCAGUGUAGCCCUAAACUGAAGUUCUUCUUGUGUACAAUGUAUGCACCAGUGUGUACUGUGCUGGAGGAGGCGAUUCCACCCUGUCGUGCCAUGUGUAACGAAGCCAGAAAUGGAUGUGAAUCGUUAAUGAAUAAGUUUGGAUUUGAAUGGCCGGACAGUUUAAAAUGUGAAAAAUUCCCGGAGAGUGGUAUGUGUGUUGGAGAAAACCGGACAGAUCCUGUUGAGUCUACCCCCCACCCCCCAGACACUGGGAAUGGGAAUCAUGGUGGUAGCAAUCCAGAAUUCCCCGUGUAUGUUCCCGAUAAUGAUCAGAAUAAAUUGAGACCAGGGUAUGGUGGGGAUGAAAAUCCAGAAGCGACCAACUUUUACCAAACUUGUCCCUCGCAGUACAGGAUAGGGCCAGGAUUUGACUACCGUUUGAAAGUGGGCUCUGUAGUGUACAUAAAUUGUGGUGCCCCAUGUGAAAACAUGUAUUUCAAUGAACAUGAACGACACUUUGCAAAAUUGUGGAUAGGUGUGUGGUCGAGCAUAUGCCUAGCUUCAACACUGUUCACCGUGUUGACUUUCUUUGUGGACAUGACCAGAUUUCGUUAUCCUGAGCGUCCUAUCAUCUUUUUGUCCGGGUGUUACUUCAUGGUUGCACUCGCGUAUGUCAUUGGGUUCUCUCUCGACAAAGAGGCAGCAGCAUGCAACCGAUUCAAAAACAGUCCAGAAGUGGAGCUUAUUACUACACAAGGAACAAAGAAGGAAUGGUGUACAAUUCUAUUCAUGAUGAUGUACUUUUUCAGUAUGGCCUCUUCAAUUUGGUGGGUCAUUCUGACCUUGACUUGGUUCCUGGCAGCAGGAAUGAAAUGGGGUCAUGAAGCCAUUGAAGCUAACUCCCAGUACUUCCACCUUGCAGCAUGGGCGGUGCCAGCCAUUAAAACCAUUGCCAUUCUAGCCAUGGGACAGGUAGAUGGUGACAAUCUGAGUGGUAUUUGUUUCACUGGGAUUUUCGAUGUGGAUGCCCUGCGAGGAUUUGUAUUGGCUCCAUUAGUUGUUUAUUUAUUAUUAGGAACCUCUUUCUUAUUAGCUGGAUUUGUUUCACUGUUUAAAAUCCGCACCAUUAUGAAAAGUGAUGGAACCAAAACAGACAAGCUUGAGAAAUUAAUGGUUCGUAUUGGAGUUUUUUCAGUAUUAUACACAGUUCCAGCUACCAUAGUUAUUGCCUGUUACUUUUAUGAACAAGCAUCUCGAGACACUUGGAUGUUACAUUGGUUUACCAAAGUGUGUUUAGCGUCAUCAACAGAUGCCCCUCGUGAAGGCAUUGAACUGCUUAAGUCAGGGGACAAACCGUGGCCCGACUUCAAUGUGUUCAUGAUCAAGUACUUAAUGACCGUUAUUGUCGGAAUUACCUCAGGGGUCUGGAUCUGGACCGGGAAAACCCUCAGUUCCUGGAAGAGAUUCUAUGCCAAAAUAUUUGGGUCAAGCAAACGGGAAAGUAAUGUGUGAAAACUUUGGAUGGCAAGCAAAAUCUUAAGUGGACUUUAUGACAAUUUACAAAAUGAUUGUAAAUUGAGAAACAUUGUCAGUUAAACUCUGCAGAAGAGUUUAAAAUUUUGUAUACCUUCCAAUGAUGCCAGUAUGUUAGCUCUUGAGAGUAUUUUCACCUUGUAUUGAGUGGCUGAGCUAAAAUCAUGUGUCCAUAAGAGCACACAUCCAAUGUAUGUGAGGUUGUUCAUGUGUAAGUGUCUUGUGUUUUUAUCAUUGUCGGACAGUGAACAGUUACAUUUCGCAUCUCCUUAUUAAACUCUCCUUAGUUCUUUUCAUGUGCCAAAGAAUCUUUUUUAUGGAAAGUCUGGAAGAAAAUAGGAAUAAUUUUUGCCCUUCAUUUCACAAUUGAAUGAACAAAGAUAAGUAAAAUAUUCAUACAUGUUACUUUGUUAUCAUAGGGUCUGCUACAUUUUGGAUUCAAUUUUUUUUUUUAGAUAGUGGGAAAAGUUCCUCUUUUGCUUUUAAAGUAUGUCAUAUAUUUCUUUUUAUUGAUUUAUACACUAUUUAAUAUAAAUUUACAUGUUUUAUAUGUACCGAUACGUGUCAACAUGUCAGUUUAUUUAGAUAUUUUUUACAACUUGUAAAUAAACAGUGUGUUUUGCUUUAAGUGAUAAAUCACCAUUUUACAUAUGUAUGGUGAGGCUUUGGUUGUAACAUAAUUGCCUCCAGGUCAUGGUCAGAUACAUGUAUGCCAGUUUUCAGGUGUGAAUGUCUGGCAGGUAAAUGAAUAUAUUGACAUGUCAUGCAUUUUUAGUAACUGGAUGUAUGAAGCAUCCUCUAAGGUGGGUUCUAUGUAAAGGACACAAAAUCUGACACUGUUAUGGAAAGAACUGGAUUUAUUUUAUAGAUUUUGAUGUUUUAAUGCUAAAUUUAUGAAAAUAGAUCAAUAUCUUGUAUGAAUUGGACAUAUUUGAAUUCUGAUUAAAACAGUCUUUAUCGCAAAAGAAACAAUAGAUGGAUUAUUUAGCAAAUAUGUAUUGUCUUUGGAAGCGUUUGUUAAUUGAUGACACAUUAGUAAAAGAAUGUGACAGUUUUUAUUAAGGAAAUGCAGAGUCUGCAGACCUAUUGAUUUUGUCUGCAACUAUUACAUGUUGAGUGUGAUGGUGGAGAAUUAUUUUUUUUAAUGCAGUCAUUCAGUACCAUUUACUGACUAUCAAACCUAUGUGCUUACUGGGUAUACUUUUGCACAAAAUGAACAAAAUUGACUUGGAUUAAAACUGGUUGUGUGCUACACACUUGUGUGUGAUACAAUUUUGGGCAAAUGUUUUGUCAAUAUUUCAGGCUACAAAAUUCUGAGAUUAAAAAAGAAAACGUUGCAUGUAUAUAUUUUCCACUUGAAGGAUAUUGCUCUUUUGUAGAGUGUAUAUUUAGUUCAAAGGUCAACAGUAUUGACAUACUUUUAUAAAUUAAGUCAAAUGUACUGCCUUAUUUAUUUGGUAUUGUAAGGUCCAUAAUCAAGUAACAUGUGAUUUGUUUGUCUGAAAAGAAAGAGUGCGAACAAAAGUUACAUUUACUUCGUUAAAAAAUAUCUAGAGCAAAUUGUUGUUUCACUGAAGGGAAUGAUAAAAUUCAUUGAUAGUGGAUGUAUCAUAUUUUGGGCUAAAGGAAUUUUGGCUUUGUGCCAGUUGACUUUUUAUUUUUGUGAAUCUUUUUAAAACACCUGGAAUUGUGAGUGUUUUAAGCUUUUUUGUCUGUGAGAGAUUGGGAUCUCUGCAUGCCUAAUUGUCAUUUUUAUCAACCAAUGCUCUAUGUGUAAUAAAGUCUAGUUAAAAAGUCA
This is a messenger RNA of Ostrea edulis (European flat oyster), 3788 nucleotides long. RefSeq names its product frizzled-2-like. The transcript has a single exon. Gene Ontology annotation, biological process: non-canonical Wnt signaling pathway; canonical Wnt signaling pathway. Gene Ontology annotation, cellular component: plasma membrane. Gene Ontology annotation, molecular function: Wnt receptor activity; Wnt-protein binding. The record is from RefSeq and is a predicted model, not a curated record. NCBI's taxonomy places the organism in Eukaryota, Metazoa, Mollusca, Bivalvia, Ostreida, Ostreidae. The coding region runs from base 254 to 1969 and encodes 571 amino acids.